AUGAAAAUGAUUUUACUGUCUGUCUGAAGACUUCGUAAUUAAAAUAGCAAAACAAAAAUGCUGCAGAACUAAGGUUGUUAACAAAAUAUCACUGAUCCUCACCACCAGAGAACUGUGGAUGUCAAACGUGCAAAUUGCUUAAUCGACCAUGCAAACCAAGAUAUAACAUGCAAUUCCUUAAAUACUGUAUUUGGUAAAGGGUUGUGAAGUCACAUUAUACAAGACCUUUACCCUUCAAGUGGUUGUAUGAAGUUGUGAUUUGGCACGUCGCCACAGUUUCACAUUUCUUUGUCCCAUUCUGCCUGUGUCCUGCAAGCUCUCACCCACUUGACUCUUUGAGCCAGCAUGGGCUGUGGAGGGAGCAGGACAGACGCUCUUGAACCCAGAUACCUGGAGAGCUGGACCAAGGAGACCGAGUCCACCUGGCUAACCAGCACUGACACGGACGUUCCGCUCUCCUCCAUUCAGAACAUCCCCUCUGAGAACUCCUCUGAGUCAGAGAAGAACACCAUGAAGUCUGUUGCUGAUUUCUUUGACGACGGUCUUCCCGCUCCAGCCCAGGCCUAUUUGAAGGUGUCUGACCCUGUGUUAAAUGAGACCAAACCGGCCAGCAGGAGCACAGCGUCUCAGGACAAACAGCAGACGGCACUGCAGUCCUUGGGUACCACGGUGCAGAAGAGGAGCGUGCUCAGAACUGAGGAGACUAAAUGGCAAGCCAACAGAAUGUCAACCAAGCAAGUGACAAUCACAGUCACACAGAGCAUCCGCCAGAUAGACAAGACAGGGAAUAUCACAGAGAAAUAGAAUUGAUUAAACCUGGAGAGAGGGCCAAAGAGGAGGCAGGCGGCAACUUGCUGAAGUGAAAAUACUGAACCUGUGCCACAUUGGAUAAAGUGUGUGGGAAAGAGAUUUGUAUUUUAAAACAUGACCUUCGUUUCAGCAUUUUAGAUACUACACUGCCUGGGGUAAAGAUGUUCUAGAAGCGAUAAGCUGGGCAGGAGGGGCUUUUUUGUAUUGCUUAUUG
Messenger RNA from Polyodon spathula (Mississippi paddlefish), 1024 nucleotides. RefSeq names its product brain and acute leukemia cytoplasmic protein-like. Lineage: Eukaryota; Metazoa; Chordata; Actinopteri; Acipenseriformes; Polyodontidae. The coding region runs from base 346 to 804 and encodes 152 amino acids. The record is from RefSeq and is a predicted model, not a curated record. Gene Ontology annotation, cellular component: cytoplasm. The transcript has 3 exons.